This is a messenger RNA of Alternaria burnsii, 1056 nucleotides long. RefSeq lists its product as uncharacterized. Bases 1 to 1056 code for a protein of 351 amino acids. The transcript has 4 exons. The record is from RefSeq and is a predicted model, not a curated record. NCBI's taxonomy places the organism in Eukaryota, Fungi, Ascomycota, Dothideomycetes, Pleosporales, Pleosporaceae.
AUGGCUUGGGAGGAACCUCGUAAAACUGGUAUGCAGUACCGCCGCCUGGGUAACUCAGGUUUGCAUGUAUCUGCACUCGGUUUGGGCGGUUGGCUCACCUUCGGAGGCCAUGUCGAGAAUGAACUCACAUUUUCCAUCAUGAAGACAGCAUAUGACAACGGUAUCACGUUUUUUGAUACUGCCGAGUCUUACGCUGGUGGCCAGUCCGAGAUCAUUAUGGGCCAGGCUAUCAAGAAGUUCGCAUGGAAUCGCAACGACAUCGUGAUAUCCACGAAACUCAACUGGGGCGGCGCAAAUGGCGAGGUGCUUGUCAACAACCAUGGUCUCUCACGCAAACACAUCAUCGAAGGACUCCGUGCAUCCCUUAAGCGCAUGGAUUUGGAGUAUGUCGAUAUAGUGUAUGCGCAUCGUCCUGAUCGUCUUACGCCUAUGGAAGAAACGGUCCGCGCAUUCAACCAUGUCAUUGAGCAAAAGGGGUGGGCACUGUACUGGGGCACGUCUGAAUGGUCCGCAGAUGAAAUCGCCGAGGCAUGCGGAAUAGCGAAGCAGUUGGGUCUCAUUGCACCGAUAGUCGAGCAACCGCAGUAUAAUUUGCUCGAAAGGAAGAAGGUUGAGGGCGAAUUCCAGCGCCUGUAUGCACGAUUUGGACUUGGCUUAACUACAUUCUCGCCAUUGAAGUUUGGGCUGCUGAGUGGGAAGUACAACGAUAGUCCAGAUGCACCGCCAGCAGGUUCAAGAUUCGCCGAAGGAAAAGAUGGUUUCGUGAGUGGAAUGCGUGACCGAUAUGGAAACGAUGAGUGGAGUGGCAUGAUCAACAGCGCAAGAAACUUGAAGCCAAUUGCGGAUAAGCUGGGCAUCAAUCAAUCGCAGCUAGCGCUUGCGUGGUGCUUGAAGAACCCGCAUGUCUCUGCAGUGAUUACUGGGGCUUCGAGACCGGAGCAGGUGGUGGACAACUGUGCAGCUCUGAAAGUUUUGGACAAGCUUACGCCAGACGUCAUGAAGGAGAUUGAUGGUAUUGUAGGAGGCAUCCAGCUGGACCCUGCACGACAGGAUUAG